AUGCUUCCAAUGUAAAUUAAUUGCGCAAAUUAGAAGGUUAAAAAUGUUGAUAAUAAUAAACCUAUUGACAACAUUAUUUUAGUUGUAAGUGGAGAAGGAUCGUAAAAGAGAAUGAAAUAAAUAAUUAUCAAAGGUAUAACAACUAUCUUCUCUAAAUCCUUGUUAACUCUACUUAAUAAUACUUAUAAUCCUAAGCAAUUUUAUAGGGAUAAAAAUAGCAAAAAACUCCAAAUAGAAUAGCCUCAGUAAUAAGCAAUGGAUUGA
This is a messenger RNA of Tetrahymena thermophila SB210, 264 nucleotides long. RefSeq lists its product as hypothetical. The record is from RefSeq and is a predicted model, not a curated record. The transcript has 3 exons. NCBI's taxonomy places the organism in Eukaryota, Ciliophora, Oligohymenophorea, Hymenostomatida, Tetrahymenidae.